GUGGGGAGGACCGGAAGUCCGGGGGCCCUGGUUUGGAGACACGUGGUGCAGUGUGUGUCUGUGAUUGAGAGUCUGCUCCGGGGACAAGGAGCGGUGCAGAAUGAGGCCAGGGUUUUCUCCACGUGGCGGUGGAAGGGGUGGUUUCGGAGGCCGAGGGGGUUUCGGAGACCGAGGUGGUUUCGGAGACCGAGGUGGUUUCGGAGGCCGAGGUGGGAGAGGAGGCCGAGGUGGUUUUGGAGGUCGAGGUGGGAGAGGAGGUGACCGAGGAGGCAGAGGUGGUCGAGGAGGUUUCUGGUCGCCUGGAGGCAGAGGCCGGGGCGGUGGCAGGGGGAGAGGAGGGUUCCGCGGUGGAACCAAGGUCACGGUGGAACCACACAGGCAUGAGGGUGAGUAUGAGCCAUGGUACUGGCACCCAGGGGCUGCCUUGUCGGGGGCACUGGGGAGGAGUGGGAGUGCCCUGUCAGGGGGCACUGGGGGGGAUGGGUUACAGAGCCUCCGCCCAGAUUCCUGA
This is a messenger RNA of Chiloscyllium plagiosum (whitespotted bambooshark), 511 nucleotides long. Lineage: Eukaryota; Metazoa; Chordata; Chondrichthyes; Orectolobiformes; Hemiscylliidae. The record is from RefSeq and is a predicted model, not a curated record.